AUGAUCGGAAGCCCAACGUUCUGUCGCUUGCUGAUAAGGAAAACUUACGACUUAGCUCUCCGUUUGACCAAAAUAGGAACCUCGCCACUACCACUUCUCCUCAACCGCGCGCAUGCCCGGAACGCAUUGGGACACUUCGACGAAGCAUUGCUGGAUGCGAAAAUCAUUAUCAAGAACGAGCCAGACAAUGAAAAGGCACUUUUUCGUUCCGCUCGAGCACUUUACGGACUGCGACGGUACGACGAGGCGUACGCUACAGUCACUAAAGUUGUCACCCUUAAUCCUUCCAGCGCUGCAGCAAAGCAAGACCUCAAACGAUGUGAACAGCGCUUGAAAGAGCAAAAGGGCGAUUAUGAUUAUGGCUCUAUGCUGAGGGAGGCGAAUGAAAAGAAUCCAAAGGCGGAUAUGGACCGUGCAUCUUUUCUCGGCCCAGUCGAGGUCCGCCAAUGCGCCGUGAAGGAGCACGGACGAGGCCUGUUCGCCACGCGAGACGUACAAGCUGGUGAGGAGUUGCUGAUAGAAAAGGCUUUUAUGGCUGCUUUUCCAGUUCCAGACAAGGGUACGUUCAAGGACGAUUUCUCGUACGGAGAAGACGGCACCAUGAGACUUGGGGAAGGGUUCUGGACACUUAAAGAAAACAUCGCGGAGAACCUCUUGUCGCGGCUUGACAACAAUCCGUCCUUGAUGAAGGAAUUUGCUUCACUCUAUCCGGGACCCAAUGCGAAGGAGGAGGUGGACCCGAAAUUGGGUCAUCCGGAGUUGACGCUUGACAUGAUCAACUUUCGCAUCAUGUACAACAGCUUUGCAUUCCCAGUUUUCUCCCAUCUAAUGCAUAAGCUCGUGGCACGCGCGCAUGAUGAUCAGCGCAGGAAGACUCCAGCACAUUGCAUGGGUGUUUGGAUAAACGCCAGCUUCGUCAACCACAGCUGCUAUCCCAACGUCAGACGUUCUUUCCUCGGCGAUAUGAUGAUCUUCCGCGCAAGGCAAGACAUACCAGCAAACACUGAGCUGUUCAUAGAAUACGCCGGUAGCUGUGAUGAUGAGAAGGACCGAGAAAACGGCCUAGAGAAAUACGGUUUCCAAUGUCAGUGUUCGAUCUGCAAAAGCCAGCGGAACACCUCAGCUGAGAGCCUUAAGAAGAGGAAACAGAUCAAGCAGAAAUUAGUGGACAGUUUUGAGAAUAUGGCCGGGACAGAUCUGGAGCAAUGCUUUCGUUUGCUUGGCGAAUUGGACGAUACUUAUGAGCAUCCGGCCAGCCAAGAGCCACGAACCGCAUUCGUUGUGCCUUGUAUGGACCUUAUUUACGCCUGCGUACACGGAGAAAUGUGGUAUCCGGUCGUCAAGCUCGGGUUGAUCAUGCUAACAGCUCUGGGUUUCAGCAUCAACGUGACCGCCAAAAAAUUUGAGAUCACCAAAUGGGGCUUCGGAAUCGAUGAGGUGGUCGCUUGCCUUGCAGAUAUGUGGACAGCUUUCGGCAGAGUCGAGCCUGGCAUUGUUGAUGAUGUGGAGAAUUGUGUCAGGAAAGCUUAUAGAAUGAUGGCGGGCGAGGAGGUUAGCUUUGCUCAAGCAUAUGGCAUGUGUCAGCCUGAGAUUCCAAAGCCCGAGGACCCUGACAUGGAGACACUAGUGGCUAGGCUGAAUAUGGGACUACCAACCCCACGUAGCGGGAUAAAGGGGCAAUGCCUAGAGUAG
Molecule: messenger RNA, 1692 nt
Organism: Bacidia gigantensis
Lineage: Eukaryota; Fungi; Ascomycota; Lecanoromycetes; Lecanorales; Ramalinaceae
Exons: 2
Coding region: 1-1692 (563 amino acids)
Molecular function (GO): protein binding
Source: RefSeq, a predicted model, not a curated record